AUGUCUGUCUGGAAGCGGCUGCAGCGAGUGGGGAAGUCAGCUUCUAAGUACCAGUUCACUGCUUCGUAUCAGGAAUUGGCUGUUGAGUGCUCUAAGAAAUGGCAACCAAACAAGUUAUGUGUUGUGUGGACCAGGAGGAAUCGCAGACGAGCAACUCAGCCCUAUACAUGGGAACCGACAAUAAAGAACCCAUACCUGGGAUUGGUCACCUGGUCAGUGCCUGAUAAUAUUGAGAUAACGGUCACACUCUUCCGGGAUUCUCGGCAACAUGAUUAUGAGGACAAGGAGUGGACAUUUACAGUGGAGGAUUGGUCAAAAGGCAGGGGCAAAGUGCUGGCCUCAAAAGCUAUAAACAUGAAGGACUAUGCCAGUCAGGUACCAACCCAGACAACACUCAAGUUGAAAAUGAAGCCAGUGAGCAAGAAGAUUAUCUCAGCAACUUUGGAAGUCACUAUAUCCUGUGUUUUCAUUCGAGAAGGAAAAGCCACAGAUGAAGAUAUGCAGAGUGUGGCCAGUUUAAUGAGUAUGGGGAAAACGGAUAUAGGUAACCUAGAAGAUCUGGAGGAGCAGGUUGAAAAUGAUUCCCAAGCAGAUGUCAGUCUAUCCACUCGCAGUCAGAUCAGCGACAUCACUGCACAGAUGAGUCAGCUCGAUGCCCAUUUUGGUAAUCAAUAUGAGGACGAAGAUGCGGAGCAUGAUUUCACAAAUCCUUUUGGUAUUGAUCAGUCAAAGAUUUCUGUAGAAAGUUCAAACCCAUUUGGAGGUGAGGAAGACGAAGCAAAUGAUGAUAUUGGGGCUGCAUUUGAAACCUACCAGAAAACCACAGCAAAAGCUUCAACGCCUGUUGCAAGCAGUCCUUUUGAAAAUGGUGGAGAUAAAAAGCCUUUUGAGAAUUCAGACAAGAAGCCUUCAUCCCCUGCAAGAACAUCACCAAAGAAAGAUAAGUUAGCAAAUAAACCUGAACCUAUAUCCAGUACUAGAGAGAGGGAAGCCCAGCAUAUGAGUAAGUCAGCAACUCUGCCAGCCAACUUAUCCAACAGUGGCGGCGCCAGUCCUGCAGCGGACAACAGGAGUAAAAGACUGACCUUGAACAUUCAUCAGUCCAGAUCGUCAACAGAGCGACCCAUUUAUGAAGGAACGCCGCCAGUGACCCCAGAAUAUGAGAAGAAAGUUAUCAUCAGACCAAUAACUCCACCUAUUGAAGGCACUGCUAACAA
Candidula unifasciata is the source of this 1217-nucleotide messenger RNA. NCBI's taxonomy places the organism in Eukaryota, Metazoa, Mollusca, Gastropoda, Stylommatophora, Geomitridae. The record is from the annotation of a GenBank genome assembly.